AUGGCAGGGCAGGGCAAGAAACCGCACUUGUCCGGAUACAAUUAUGGCGCCAUCUCCUCUCUUGUGUUGACUGCCGACCGGUCAGCUCUCUCUCGUCGCGACAAGGAGCCAAAUGGUGCACCAACUUCACUCGUUGGUCGUGUCAAUCCUCGCGAUAUGGGCUCCCACGUUCAGUGCGAAACGCCCAAGGACCUCGAAAAGAAGAAAAAGAAGGCUUCCGACGGCCAAGAUGCGUCUGAGAAGCAGCCUGCCAAACGAAAGACACAGGCCACUGGGUUUGGGUACACCGACAUUAUCGAGGCAACCCAGGAUGUGGAGGGCCUUACUUAUCGACCCAUGACGGCCCAAACGCGCGAAGUCUACGAACUCAUCCUGUCGUCUGUCCACACUUCCCUCGGAGACCAGGCGCAAGAUGUUGUUGUUCGGAGUGCUGCCCGACAUGAACGCGAGAUUGAAGAGAUUCUUUCAGUCAGUGUGAACAACGAACAAUUCUCGCAGCUUGUUAGCCUUUCGAAAAAGAUUACCGACUACGGCGCCGAAGAUGAGACCUCGGGGGACCCCGACGUCAAAAAUAUGGAACUGGAUGACGAGGUUGGAGUUGCGGUUGUGUUCGAUGAGAAGGAGGAGCAGGACGAUGACGAAGAAGAAUGUCACCGCUGCCGAGAAAACAACCUCCGUUCUCGAUCCUCGACUCCGAGUCAAGUUUUUCGCGACUGCGAGAACCAACUGAUUGAGCUCUUCGAAUAUCAAAGCUUCCAUAUCACAACCAGAUUCCUCAAAAAUCGCGAUGUCAUCGCCUGGUGCACAAAGCUCAUGCGAAGUAAUGCUGAUGAGCGGGUUAACGUGGAGGUUGCGAUGAGGGAAAGGGGCGUGGGUUGGAUUCUUCGAGCUUUGGGGGAUCGUCAGGCUGGCAAAUCCAAGCCGUCCGAUGCUAUGGACGUCGAUGAACAGAAACACGACGUGCCCAAGACCGCCACUCUAGCCCCUCGAAACGGACCGUGGAUUCGCAAACGAGCCAAUCCUGCUUUGUGCCCCGACUGGUGCUGGAAAGGUUUGACGAAUGUCGCUAUGCUCAUCCUCAACGAGCUCGGCAAACACCGCGACGAAGAGACGGGAAAAUUCGACCUCGAUGCCUUCAAAAUCAUUUACAUCGCCCCGAUAAAGGCGCUGGUGCAGGAGAUGGUCGGCAACUUCUCGUCCAGGCUGAAGGUUUUCGGCAUCACCGUUGGAGAACUGACUGGCGACUCGCAAAUGACGAAACAGCAAAUUGCAGAGACUCAAAUUAUCGUCACGACGCCCGAAAAGUGGGACGUCAUUACACGGAAGAGCACAGACACGUUACACAAAUCUCGGCCUGUUUUGGAGAGCAUCAUCGCUCGAACUAUUCGACGGAUGGAGCAGACAACUGAGUACGUCCGCCUUGUGGGGUUGUCUGCCACUCCUCCCAAUUAUCAGGAUGUCGCCACCUUCCUGCGUGUCGACGACAAGAAGGGUCUUUUCUACUUUGAUUCGACCUACAGGCCUUGUGGGCUGCAACAACCGUUCAUUGGUGUCACAGAGAAGAAGGCAAUCAAGCGAUACCAGAUCACCAACGAGGUCUGCUACGAGAAGAAAUCGCAAAGACAGCCAAGUUUUUUGCGCGAUAUGGCCGUCGAGAAGGAAACGAUUACCCAAUUUGUCAAGCCUAACGCUGCCGUCCGCGAAAUUCUAGCCGAGGAGGCAAACAACGUCAAGGACAGCAAUUUGCGCGACCUUCUUCCUUUCGGUUUCGGUUUUCAUCUGGAAUGUCUCGUCCUUGUUUGUACUGCAACACUCGCUUGGGGAGUCAACUUGCCGGCGCAUACUGUCAUCAUCAAGGGCACCCAAAUAUACAACCACGAGAAAGGGUGUUGGGUCGAACUCUCUUCUCAAGACGUGCUCCAAAUGAUUGGUCGUGCUGGUUAA
Molecule: messenger RNA, 1944 nt
Organism: Mycena indigotica
Lineage: Eukaryota; Fungi; Basidiomycota; Agaricomycetes; Agaricales; Mycenaceae
Product: Sec63-domain-containing protein
Exons: 8
Coding region: 1-1944 (647 amino acids)
Cellular component (GO): nucleus
Molecular function (GO): ATP binding; nucleic acid binding
Source: RefSeq, a predicted model, not a curated record